AUGGCAUUAAAACAGGAAGAUGACAUCCAAGGACAUAGAACAAGUCGAGAGGUGCAUGGUGCCACCACAAUUGCUUAUCGCAAAUACAGACGUGAGGGGAAAAAAGCAGAGGAGUACGCCGCGGAAUCGAAGGCUGAUGCCAUGGCCGAAUGGAUCAUAUUCGACCCCAAUAAACACGACUCCGUAUCAUUUGAAGAUUUCUUGGAAACCAAUGUUCCGUCACAAAUUUAUAGACAGACUGGUGUUGGUUAUAUUUGCGUAAAAAGCCCAUAUGGAAGUGAGGACGCAAGACUACGAGAAGUGUUGAAACUCCUGCAACAGUCCGAUCGAUCAAUCCGCUAUCGAAAUAUAUCCCACUUAGCUAUGGCACAUAACGUGAUUUCAUACAUGCAGACUGGUUUUGGCUGGUUGCUCAAACCCCCUCCUUCAGAUGAUACUAUAUAUGUCAAAGGUCUACAGGAAGAGUGGGAACUUUUACAACAGUCUGGUCGACCAAUCAAUUACCAUACAAUAUACGACUUGGCAAAGGCACAUCAUGUGACUUGCGGUAGUUGGUUGAUACACCUUGAUCCAGGCUUUAAAGCAGACCAUGCCUGGCAUGCUAUUGCCACGGCAACAGUAAAUGCACAAUUAGGAACACGUGCCCAGAUAACAGCUUUUAAUUCCGCCAUUGAUGAUUACCAACAUGUGAUCAGUGUUUUCAAUGCUGAUUUCACAGAUAAACAACAGGUAUAUGAUCUUGAGAAUAAAAUUCGUGCUGUGGGAAUUAAAUGUGAGAUGAAAUACAAACCUUAUGUUUAUACGCAACUUGGUAUUUAUAGAAACAACAAGUGGGGAUUGAGACCUACUAUAUAUAGAAGUAACUAUGUACUGCAUCAGGGUUCAAUUAUACAGGCACUAUAUGACUGA
Saccoglossus kowalevskii is the source of this 909-nucleotide messenger RNA. RefSeq names its product UPF0696 protein C11orf68 homolog. The record is from RefSeq and is a predicted model, not a curated record. NCBI's taxonomy places the organism in Eukaryota, Metazoa, Hemichordata, Enteropneusta, Harrimaniidae.